Molecule: messenger RNA, 1620 nt
Organism: Tricharina praecox
Lineage: Eukaryota; Fungi; Ascomycota; Pezizomycetes; Pezizales; Pyronemataceae
Product: serine carboxypeptidase S28-domain-containing protein
Exons: 6
Coding region: 1-1620 (539 amino acids)
Biological process (GO): proteolysis
Molecular function (GO): dipeptidyl-peptidase activity; serine-type exopeptidase activity
Source: RefSeq, a predicted model, not a curated record
AUGAGAGUUCUCCAGUUUUCGGCCCUGGUGGUGGUGGCCCUCCUGGCAUUCGCAAAGUCCCAUGGCACCAUAGGAAUUCCGAAGCCCGAGCAUAUCGAACAAAACCCCGCUGCAAUUGUGGAAACGCCUCCGGUAGUCCCAUUGCCAGUGCCUUAUGCGGGGAGCUUUUCUCUGCCAAUUGAUCACAGCGGAAGUCACCCCGGCAAUUUCUCAAAUCGUUACUGGGUUCAGGAUCACUACUACAAGCCCGGAGGACCUAUCUUCGUCUAUGAUCCAGCCGAAGCGGAUGGAGCGUGGUUUCUCGCCCACUUGGCGGAGCGCAGAACUUUCUUCAACAAGUAUCUUGAGGAGUUUUCCGGAAUGGGGAUUAUCUGGGAGCAUCGGUACUACGGCGAGAGCUCACCAUUCCCAAUCAAUCUCGAUACCACCGCCGAGCAAAUGCAGUACUUGACCAACGAAAAUUCUCUGAAGGAUUUUGUCGUGUUUGCCAACCAGUUUCAAUGGAAGAGUUUAGGCGUCUCGCCGAAGCAGGUGCCGUGGAUUGUUAUUGGCUCGAGCUACGGUGGAACUCGGGCGGCUACCCUGCGAGAGCUGUAUCCGGAGACAGUAUUUGCUGCUUACGCUUCUUCGGCUAUAGUCCAGCAUCAGAAGGACAUGUCCGUCUACUACGAACAGGUCUACCGAGGAAUGGUCCACUACGGCCUCAAGAACUGCACAUCCUACAUCAAGAAGGCAGUUGACUACGUCGACAUCCAACUCUCCCAUCCCACCACUGCCGCCGGCAUCAAGCGCCAAUAUCUAGGCCGCACGGUCGAAGAAAACAGCAAUGCCGGCUUCGCCGUGACCUUUGCGGCGCCUUACCAGAUGUUCCAAGUGGACGGCGUGGACGAGGUUCUACGUCAAUUCUGCAACUACAUGGACGCCGUGAAGCCGCCGAGGGAAGAGAGCAAGCAGGGAGCAUUCUAUUCCGACCGGUGGGCUGCUUGGCCGCUGCAUGCCGAGCUCGUGAGCAGGUACAACGGGGACGGCAAGAAUUACUGCGAAGGCCCUGUGCGCAAUGAUUAUAAAACGCCGAAUUGCCGUCUCGAUGGCCGCACCUCGCAUCCAACCAUGAUAUCUUGGACAUGGCAGUCUUGCACAGAGUUCGGCUUCUUCCAUCCCACCAAUGUUGGGCCGCACGCCCUCAGCUCCCGCUACAACUCACUGCAAUACCACCAAGACAACUGCUACCGACAGUUCCCAGACGGCCGCAGCUCCGGACUCCUACCAGCCGAGCCGCAGACGGAGAAGCUCAACGCUGUCACAGGGGGCUGGAACAUGCGGCCGAGCCGAGUCUUCUGGACCGCCGGACAGUGGGAUCCCUGGACAGCACUAUCCAUUUUCUCUAGCGAGCCGGGGGCACCAUCGAUACGAGUCACGGACCGGCCGUCGCGGGAGUGCAAUCGGCGGGAGAGUGGGAGGAACCAAGAGGUGUUCGGAUACCUCUUGCCGAACUCGGAGCACUCGUACGACUUCUAUACGGGCGAAAAGCGGGCGAAGAAGCCGAACGCAAUGUUUGCUGCCGCGUUGAGACAGUGGUUGAAGUGUUUCCGGGCAGGAUCUAUGUCGGAUGGAAACUAA